UACAUGCACAUCCAUCAGGACAAAAAAACAUUAAAGAUACAGAAAAUAAAAUAUUUAGAUGAUAUAGAUGUACAGAAAAUAAAACAUUUAGACGAUACAGAUCGUAGAAAAUAAAACAUUCAGAUGAUUAAACUUAAUGCACAGGAAUAUAAAAGUCAAUGGAAUGGUUAUGGCUUUACUGAUUAAGUUAUUUGAAGGAAAAUAAGCAAACUAAAUUAAAAUAUUAAAGAGGCUAAUAAAAUCAUGAAAGAAUAAAAGCGAGGAACUUGAUAUGUUGUUUACAUUACCAAUAUCAAACCUUUAUACAUCCUUACAAAGUGAUUGUGAAGAUUUUUCUGUGUAGAUUGUAUAUACAUGAAAUAAUUGCGAUUUAUUCGAGGAGAAGUUUUUACGAAAUCAGGAUAAAUGAAGCAGAGAAACUUCAUGUAACUAAACUAAAUAAUCGAUGGUGGUCCUAGUCUAGUUCAAAGAUACAAAAAGAUCCAAGGUCACUCGAAAGGAAAGGUGUAUUGUGCCGAAAGUUAUUGAAAAACAACUAUGAGUGAUAAAAGUCUGAAAAAGGCUCUGUUGAAAAAAUCAUCGUCGCCUUAUCCGGAAAGAAAGAAACGACCUCGAUUGAAAUUUGCAUGGAAUAGAGAACAAGCGGUAGAUUACGAAAAUUGUAAACAAAUUGAUGUAUUUAUACAAGACGUGAUUGAGAAGGCUAAAGAGGAUUACUUAAACACUUAUUUACAACAAAAUGGGCAAUGUAUGGAUGAAGAUACACCAGAAGACGAAGAAUGCAGCAAGUCCAUCCGUUUUCAAGUAGACCAAAGAUUCACAAAUUCAGACCACUGUUGCGGUCAGGAUGAUGUUAGUUCAAAUGAAAAUAUUUCCAAAAAGAAAACUACGGGAAAUAAUAAAGGUUCUUCAGCGCAGGACACUGUGGAAAUGAAAGAAUUAGGUAAAACGUCAUACAAAGGAGAACGUAAACCUCUAAUCGAUAAAAACAGUGAACAUAAAUGUUGUUCAAACAGAAACAUAUGCUCACGGCUGUUAAUAUUAUUAACUUGUUACCAAUGCCGUUGUUUGCAAGAGUUUUUCAGUGAUAGUUGACAAAAGUAUAUGUUGCAUCUCUUAACGUA
This is a messenger RNA of Mytilus trossulus (common blue mussel), 1124 nucleotides long. RefSeq lists its product as uncharacterized. The transcript has 4 exons. Bases 538 to 1095 code for a protein of 185 amino acids. The record is from RefSeq and is a predicted model, not a curated record. NCBI's taxonomy places the organism in Eukaryota, Metazoa, Mollusca, Bivalvia, Mytilida, Mytilidae.